This is a messenger RNA of Hyla sarda, 1036 nucleotides long. RefSeq names its product transthyretin (gene TTR). Bases 391 to 909 code for a protein of 172 amino acids. NCBI's taxonomy places the organism in Eukaryota, Metazoa, Chordata, Amphibia, Anura, Hylidae. The record is from RefSeq and is a predicted model, not a curated record. Gene Ontology annotation, molecular function: thyroid hormone binding. The transcript is spliced from 6 exons. Gene Ontology annotation, biological process: purine nucleobase metabolic process.
UUUUCCUCUGGACAGGUUUUGAUGAAUCUCCCCUAUAGUGUUUUUAUUUAUUCUUUUUUCUAUACCAUUUUAUUACUUUGUGUAGUAUAUACUGUUUAGGUGGUGCCACAAGGGCCCUGCGACAUCCAUCCUACUGAUUGUAGACUGGUCAUUAAGCCUUCACCUAAAGAAGCACAUCCCAUAAGUAGCCAGGACAUACAGUAGAUCCUAUAAGGUUAUUCCAAAAGAAAAUCUAAAACAAAGAACUGAAUUUUCAUACAACCCAAAAGAAUUUCCUCUUCAAAUAGGAGCAUUGUAUGAGUUACUAAUUUUCCCUGUUGUUUACUAAGUCAAUAACCUGAAUCAGCAGGUUGGCCUUUAUAUAGGCAAUGAGUUGCACUUUUCUUCUGGAUGUCACUCUCCAUUCUCCAUCCAGGUGAUUGGUUUAGUUCGAUAUCAGGGAAGAUGACUUACUUCAAAGUCCUUGCUGUACUGACAGCUGUUCUUGUUUUCUCUGAUACAGUCCAGUGGGCACAUGCUUCACCUGGGGAAGCUUUUUCCAAGUGUGCACUAAUGGUCAAAGCACUGGAUGCUGUACGAGGAAUCCCAGCAGCUAAACUCUCUGUAAGGACUUACAGGCAGAAGGAAGACAAGAGCUGGGAUUUGCUUUCUACAAAAGUAACAUCUGAAGAAGGAGAAAUCCAUAAUGUCAUCAGCGAAGAAGAUUUUGGGGAAGGAGUUUAUAAGCUAGAAUUUGCCACUAAGCGUUAUUGGAGCAAGCUUGGACUUUCCCCAUUUCAUGAAUAUGUUGAUGUGGUGUUUACUGCUAAUGACGCCGGUCACCGUCACUACACCAUCGCCGUGCUCCUUACUCCUUAUUCCUUCUCCACAACCGCUGUGGUCAGUGAGCAAGUGGAGGCCCAUGUAUAACUUAUAUGUAGUUUCACCUAUAUGCACAUUUUACAUGAUAUUUUGUAGGUAACAUUAUUUUUUUUUAUCUUUUCAAAACAAUCUGAUGUCCAUUAUGUUAACUUCAAUUUUGAAUAAAGUUUGAAUA